GGGAGGGCGGCCGCGCGGUUCGGGGCGCUCGGUCCGGCUCCGGGUCGCCCUCCGCGGUCGCCAUGGCCUCGGUGUUCGGAAAGCCCCGCGCCGGCAGUGGGCCCCCGAGUGCACCCCUCGAGGUCAACCUGGCCAUCUUGGGGCGCCGCGGGGCCGGCAAGUCCGCCCUGACUGUGAAGUUCCUGACCAAGAGGUUUAUCAGCGAAUAUGACCCCAACUUGGAGGACACCUACAGCUCCGAGGAGACCGUGGACCACCAGCCCGUCCACCUGAGGGUCAUGGACACUGCAGACCCGGACACCCCCAGGAACUGCGAGCGCUACCUGAACUGGGCCCACGCCUUCCUGGUGGUGUACAGCGUAGACAGCCGCCAGAGCUUCGAGGGCAGCAGCAGCUACCUGGAGCUGCUCGCCCUGCACGCCAAGGAGAUGCAGCGCGGCUACCCAGCCCUGCUGCUGGGCAACAAGCUGGACAUGGCCCAGUACAGGCAGGUGACCAAGGCGGAGGGUGCGGCCCUGGCCCGCAGGUUCGGGUGCCUGUUCUUCGAGGUCUCCGCCUGCCUGGACUUCGCGCAUGUGCAGCACGUGUUCCACCAGGCGGUGCGGGAGGCGCGGCGCGAGCUGGAGAGGAGCGCCCCCGCCCGGCCCCUCUUCAUCUCCGAGGACAGGGCCCCUGGGCACCAGGCGCCGCUCACCGCCCGGCACGGGCUGGCCAGCUGCACCUUCAACACGCUGUCCACCGUCAGCCUGAAAGAGAUGCCGGCCGUGGCCCAGGCCAAGCUGGUCACUGUGAAGUCAUCCCGCGCGCAGAGCAAGCGCAAGGCGCCCACCCUCACCCUCCUGAAGGGCUUCAAGAUCUUCUGAGGCCCCCGUGUCCUUGGCAGCCCCCGGGUUGGCCACUGGGGCAGCGGCAGGUCAAGGGCUGGCAUUCGCUGCCAGCCUUUCCCGCUGACGGACUGAUGCCCCCACCCGCCGACAGGCCGCUGAACCUGCCUCCGGCACCAAGCGGCGUCCCCACACCGUGAGCCAAAGCCACUGCAUGGGGUGCGGCUGCUGUGCCGGCCUUCGUCUCUAUGGUAACCACUGCAUCUAGGACCCUGGAGGCAAGCAGUCGUUGCCACAUCCCGGAGACCUGGAGUCUGCCAUAGCGAGAAGAAACUGUGGCGUCCAUUCUGCUGCUCUGAUCUCUGCAGCUGCAGCUACAGCCGGACUAGCUGUGGCCCAUAGUGGGUGGACAGCUCCCAGAGGCCUGCAGGAAGGGCAGCCCGAGUGUUCUGGCGCCACCUGGUGGGAGGCAGAGGCAGCGCAGCUGCUUAGAAGUUGGAGCCUGGCCCACCCGUCCUCUUCUGACCUCCCAGGAGCCCCAGACAACAACGCUUUUAUCCAAAAAGCUCUGGUUUCCAUAAUUCUACAGGAAAGCUGGACAGGGCAGGGGGCUCCAGGCGGGGAUAUUCCCAGCGCUGUGCCUUUCAUGGAGGGCAGAAGGGCACCUGCAGUGGGCUUUCACCAGGAUUCAGGGUCCUCUCCCCUCUUUGCUAAGGGCUCUGUCUGCACACCCUCAGGACCAGCUCCUCAAGUCUAAUGACCGAGGCUGCAGAACACAGUGUCCUCCCCAGUGACGGUUCCAGGGCCCAGGACAGCCCACAGAAGGCAGGGUCACCAAUGGCCCGCUCACUCAGAUAGGAGCAGUGUAAGGUUUGUAGUGUGGGCCAGGUGUGGUGGCGCACGCCUGUAAUCCCAGCACUUGGGAGGCUGAGGCAGGAGGAUCGUUGUGAGUUUGA
Chinchilla lanigera (long-tailed chinchilla) is the source of this 1780-nucleotide messenger RNA. It is a transcript of the gene Rasl12, whose product is annotated as RAS-like, family 12. Gene Ontology annotation, molecular function: GTPase activity; GTP binding. The record is from RefSeq and is a predicted model, not a curated record. Lineage: Eukaryota; Metazoa; Chordata; Mammalia; Rodentia; Chinchillidae.